Messenger RNA from Bacillus rossius redtenbacheri, 2768 nucleotides. RefSeq names its product sodium-independent sulfate anion transporter-like. Gene Ontology annotation, molecular function: sulfate transmembrane transporter activity. Gene Ontology annotation, biological process: transmembrane transport. NCBI's taxonomy places the organism in Eukaryota, Metazoa, Arthropoda, Insecta, Phasmatodea, Bacillidae. Gene Ontology annotation, cellular component: plasma membrane. Bases 345 to 2186 code for a protein of 613 amino acids. The transcript is spliced from 13 exons. The record is from RefSeq and is a predicted model, not a curated record.
GAAAGCACGGGCUGCAGUCGGGGACAAUCCAGCUCGAUUAUUGGUCAGUAAACGUCACACUCGGUGGUCCUGACUGGCUGGCUGCUCAGUGGCGUCAAUGCGCGGUUGCGUAACUGUCGAGACUCGCCGGGACCAGAAGCGCAUGACAGCAGCUGCCUCGUUUCUUGAGUCCACAGCCAUUUUAAAACCGUUAUCGCCUCGCUCGCGGGCGCGGUGGGCGGGCGAGCAGACAGCAGACGGCAGACAGCAGACAGCUGGCAGCUGGCUCAGUAGCGCCUGGCGCCUGGCGAGGCGCGCCACGUCAGCUCCAGCCCCACAUCUCCCGUCGCCGCCGCCCUGCAGGGAUGUCCUCCGAGGUCGGACAGCGAGACAGUGGCAAGCCGGCAUCCUGGAAGGAGCGCGCGGCCCGUGCGGCUGACGGCGCGAUGUGCUCGCGGUCCCUGCUGGAGCGCAAGCUGCCCGUGGCGGCGUGGCUGCCGCGCUACCGGCGCGAGGACCUGCUUCACGACGCCGUGGCGGGCGUGGCGGUCGGCCUCACCGCCGUGCCGCAGGGCAUCGCGUACGCCGUGGUGGCGGGCCUGGAGCCCCAGUACGGCCUGUACGCGGCCAUGACGGGGCCGUUCGUGUACGUGGCGCUGGGCAGCUGCAAGGACAUCACCAUCGGCCCCACCGCCAUCCUGGCCCUCCUCACGCAGUCCUUCGUGUCGGCCCACGGUGCGGACUUCGCCGUGCUGCUGGCGUUCCUCAGCGGCUGCGUCGUCUUCGCCCUCGGGCUGCUGCGCAUGGGCUUCCUGGUGGACUUCAUCUCCAUGCCGGUGACGGUGGCCUUCACCUCCGCGGCGGCCAUCACGAUAGCCUCGUCGCAGGUGAAGGACCUGCUGGGGUUCGGCGGCCAGGCCAACAACUUCGUCCAGGCGUGCGCCAACCUGCUCUCCCGCGCGGGGCGCGCCCGGCUCUGGGACUCCGCGCUGGGGCUGACGACCGUCGCCGUGCUCCUGCUCGGGAAGGUGCUGGGAGCGUCCAGCGCAGUCCGAACCGGGCCCGAGCGUGGCGUGUGGCGCCGUGCUGCGAGCAGCGCGCUGUGGUUGCUGUGCGUCGCGCGGAACGCCGUGGUGGUGCUGGCUGGAGCACUGGUGGCGUACCUGCUACACUUACACGGGGUCGCGCCCUUCAGGCUCACAGGAGAGAUCGAGGAGGGCCUGCCGCCCUUCCGGCCACCGCCGUUCAGCACGCGCGUCAACGGCACGGAGUACUCGUUCGUGCAGAUGGCGCGGCAGAUGGGCGCGUCCUUGGCUGUGGUUCCGCUCAUCGCGAUCCUGGAGAGCGUAGCCAUCGCCAAGAGCUUCUCCAAAGGCAAGUCGAUAGACGCGACCCAGGAGAUGCUGGCGCUCGGGAUGAGCAACAUCCUGGGCUCCUUCGUCCGCUCGAUGCCCGUGACAGGGUCGUUCACGCGGACCGCGGUGAACAACGCGUCUGGCGUGCGGACGCCCCUCGGGGGCCUGGUCACAGGGACGCUGAUAGUCCUCGCGCUGAGGUUCCUCACCGCGACCUUCUACUUCAUCCCCAAAGCGAGCCUCGGCGGGGUCAUCGUCUGCGCCAUGUUCUUCAUGGUCGACUACCGCGUCGUCCCGCUGCUCUGGAGCACCAAAAAGCUGGACCUCGUUCCGUUCUUCGUCACGUUCACGUGCGGCCUGCUGCUCAGCCUGGAGUACGGCAUCCUGCUGGGCGUCGCAGCCGACGUCGUGUUCAUCCUGUACGAGUCGGCGCGGCCCAGCGUCACCAUCAAGCACGUAACGGUGAGCGGCAACGACGUGCUGCUGGUGAGGCCGGAGCACGGACUGGUGUUCCCCGCGGCCGAGUACGUGCGUGACAUGAUCGUGGCACGCUGCUCCGCGGAGGAGCGGCCCGUGUUCCUGGUCGUGGUGGACGGCACUCACGUCUUCUCCGUCGACGCGACCACGGCCAAGAACAUGAAGCUGCUGACGGAGGACCUGGGCGUGCGGCGGCAGGCGCUGGUGUUCUGGAACUGGCGCGGCAGCGUGGAGAAGACGUGCCGCGGGCUGGACCCGUGCAUGGGCGCCUACUUCCGCUACGGCAGCACGCUGCAGGACCUCUUCCCGGGUGAAGAUAAUUCGAGGGUAUCACGUAACGAAGAUAUGACCCCAGUUCUGGCUGCGGAAGGAUGACCAACAUACCUAUUUAGUUUUUUUUUUUUGUACUGUCGGCUCUGUCAGCAUGCCAGGAAAUUUAACAUUUUAUGUAUAAAAGUACUUAAUUCAGGAUGUCCACAGAAAUCUGUAGUAAAAUUUCCCUGAUCAAAAUUUUAAACUUUCCCGAAUGAAUUUUGAAAAUGAUUUUUUUUUUUUUUUUUUUUUUUUGCAAUAUUCUGGAAGAAAUAAAGAACAUCCAGCCUUCACCAUCACUAUAGCUGGCCUAGUUCAAACAGGACUUUGGGAUAUGCCAUUUUAUAGUGUAUAUGACUGGUCACUAAAAUCACAAUUGAAAAUAAAUCUGCUUUCACAGUCUGUGUGAUGGCAGACUAGAAUACGUACAUGACAUUUUCCCCUCAAAUUACUAUCACUGGAGAAUUUCUAUGACCUUAAAGGAUUUAAGUAAAUAUUUACAUUUGCCAAUUCCAGCUUCUCUCACUUUUCAUUUUUUCUCUGGUUUCCUAGACUGUGAACACCCUGGAUUAUGUUACCAUGUGUGAUUAAAUGUACUGUUUUACAAUAUUUUCAAAAAAUACAUAACUGUGAUAAUGGCAGAAA